UACCCAAACAUAAACAUGUAAUACUUGAUCCAACAUAUAGUGUUUAUGGGCCAGGCCGAAGGCACGAAAUCAAAAUCAAAAUCAAAAUUAACCCAAUACCCUAAACCCCAAAUCACACUGUCCCCCUAUCAUCGUCCAUAAUGCUUAAACCCUAAUUCAGCUACUGAGCAAGAACACAGUCAAAAUCAAUGGAGUUCGAGAAGAGAAAGGCAGCAACUGUAGCUUCAAUAAAUUCACCAGAGACAGACAAAUCACCAAAAGGCAACAUAGACGCACCAAUUAUCCCUUUACUCAACACCCUCAACUCACACCCUUCAUAUUUCACCACCAGUUCUUGUUCUGGCCGUAUCUCCAUUCUCUCAACACCCACCACCCCCUUCAACAACCCCACCAAGAAAAAAGCUAAAGGAGGCAAAUGGGUCUUCAUUUCUCACGACCCAAUUCAACCCCACUUGAUUUUACCACUCCUUUUUUCAACCGAGUCAACUCAAAAAGUCAGCGAGUUGAAUCAGCCACAUAGCCUUGUGUUCAGGUUUGAGCCUUUGAUUAUUGCAGUGGAGUGUAAGGACAUAGAGUCAGCUCAGUUCUUGGUUUCUUUAGCUAUUUCAUGUGGGUUUAGGGAGAGUGGUAUUACUAGUGUUAAUAAGAAAAGAGUGAUCAUUGCUAUACGAUGUUCGAUUCGAUUGGAAGUGCCGUUAGGGGAUACUGAGAAGUUAAUGGUGUCCCCUGAAUAUGUAGAGUACCUUGUUAUGUUAGCAAAUGAGAAAAUGGAGACUAAUAAAAAAAGAACUGAUAGCUUUCUUGAUGCUUUGUUGAAAAACGGGUUUUCCGGUACACGGAUUGGUAAUGAGGAGUUUUUAGAUAAUGGAAAGGUAGAAUGUGAUGAGGGUCCAGUAUGUUUUAAUACCAAGGAGGCCGGAUUGUUGGAAAAUUCUUUGGGUAAUGCUGUUAGUGGAAAUGGAAAUGCUAAAAGAAGAGACUUUGAUGAUUCUUAUUCUGGAUCAGAAGUAGCCCCUGAAAUCAACCUACACACUGUUAAAUUAGUGAUUUCUGGUGAAUCAAUUGAGAGGCUAUUCCUCUGGGGUCACUCUGCUUCUACAGUGGAUAAUGUGGAUAACAAGAAGGUUCUCAUAUUUGGUGGCUUUGGAGGAAUAGGAAGACAUGCGCGAAGAGAUGAUCUAUUGCUUCUUGAUAUAGAAAGUGGAAGGAUGGAAGUGAUUGAUGUUUUGAAUGCCCCAUGUCCACGUGUGGGCCAUACAUCAUCUAUGAUUGGAGAUUCAAUGUAUGUGAUUGGAGGAAGAGCUGACCCUUUGAAUAUUCUGAAUGAUGUGUGGGUUUUUAAUGUGACAAAGAAAGAUUGGCGGCUGUUAGAGUGUUCGAACAGUCCAUUCCUUCCAAGGCAUAGACAUGCUGCAGCUGCUGUAGGUUCAAGAAUUUAUGUAUUUGGGGGAAUUCAGAAUGAUUUAAUAUUCUCAUCAGUGUAUGUCUUCGACACACAAAACUUUGAAUGGAGCGAAGUACAAGUUCAAGGGGAUUUUCCAUGUGCACGUCAUUCUCAUUCAAUGGCAGCAUAUGGAACUCAAUUAUUUGUAUUUGGGGGAUAUGAUGGGCAGAAGGCUCUAGGGGACCUGUAUAGUUUUGACGUGAAAACAUGUCUUUGGAAGAAAGAAAAGAUGAUUGGAGGACCAGCUGCAAAAUUUUCUCAUUCUAUGUUUAUUUAUAAGAAAUAUCUCGGGAUCAUUGGGGGCUGUCCUGUUAGUCAACAGAACCAGAGAUUAUCAUUACUCAAUCUGGAAUCUCAUUUGUGGAAGCAUAUUACUAUCAGUUCUAUUGGUGAAGGCCUGUUUGUUCGUAGUACGGCAAAUAUUGUUGAUAAUGACCUAAUAAUGAUUGGUGGUGGGGCAGCCUGUUAUGCAUUUGGAACAAAGUUCAGUGAACCAGUGAAAGUAGAUCUGUUACCUUUGAUAUCACUAAUAGAAUGUCCCACGCAUUUACACGAGGAAAAUAAGCAUGCCAUUUAUCAAGAGGAAGAAACGAUGAGAGAAAUGAACAUUUCCUCUUGUUUUCCACAGAAUGAAGUGGAACCAGUAAAUAACGGAAGCUUUCAUCAGAAUUCAGAGGGUAGAGAUUCUGGAAUUGCUGGAAGUCAGAUGGUUGCUUCCCAUUGGGUUAUUCGGCUCAAAAGGAAAGAUGCAAAAAUGGCAAAGGAUAUGUUGAAAAAGUUUGGAUGGUUAGAUCUCGGGAGAAAGGUCCAUCCGCAGGAUGAUGGAAAGGAUAUCUGUUUCCCUGUCACAGAAAACUUUUGCGCUUUAUUCAACCAGAGAAAUAACCUGGGAGAUGUUCCUGAAUCUGUGUGUCAAGAGGGAAUACCAGUGAAAGAUACAUGCAUUUCAACAGCCUUGAACAUUCUGAUUGAAUGUGGAGCAACUAUACUAGCUGAUGAAAUCGUCAGAGUUAAAAAAGCUUCACAUUCUCCAUUCAAAGUAAUGUCUGAAGCUGUUGCCACUCUGUUAAGUGACCGAGGUCUGCCGUUGCAACUUUUAGAGGAGUUACCUUCAAGAUGGGAACGACUUGGUGAUAUUGUUGUGCUUCCCGUAACAUCCUUCAAGGACUCAGCAUGGGACUUGAUUGGCCAGGAGCUUUGGUUUAUAGUCGCAAAAUCCCUGGGGGCUCAUCGCCUUGCUCGACAAGGGCGAAUUGCACCAACUGGUACGAGGGACAGUACUUUGGAGAUUCUUGUUGGAGAUGACGGUUGGGUCAACCACCGAGAAAAUGGAAUUCUUUAUUCCUUUGAUGCUACCAAGUGCAUGUUUUCAUGGGGUAAUCUCUCUGAGAAGCUUCGAAUGGGCCACUUUGACUGCAAAGACGAAGUUAUAGUAGAUUUGUUUGCUGGUAUUGGAUACUUUGUCCUACCCUUCUUAGUGAGGGCCAAAGCCAAGCUUAUGUAUGCUUGUGAAUGGAACCCCUAUGCGGUUGAGGCACUUCGUCGUAACGUUGAAGCUAAUCUUGUUGCUGAUCGUUGUGUAUUACUCGAAGGAGAUAAUCGAAUUACAGCGCCAAAAGGUGUAGCUGAUAGAGUGUGUCUCGGUCUCAUUCCCACAAGCGAGGGUAGUUGGGUUACUGCUGUCAGAGCAUUAAGAGAGAAGGGUGGUAUAUUGCACAUCCAUGGCAAUGUCAAAGAUUCUGAAGAAAAUGUCUGGACAAACUAUGUUUCCCAGUCAAUUCAAGAAAUUGCUAGAUCUGAAGGUCACUACUGGGAUGUAUCAGUAGAACACGUCGAGAGGGUGAAAUGGUAUGCGCCCCAUAUCCGCCAUCUUGUAGCAGAUGUGAGAUGCAAACAGAUUCAGACAUAAGUGUUUGAGUUCAGAAAUCCCAUUUGAAGGUUGCUGCAAACAGUAGCUGCUGAGGGUUCUGUUCAAUUCAUUAUUUAAUUAAGCUAGCAUGUGGACUAUGAAAUGUUAUCCAGAUUGACCAUCUUAGAUAAAAAUAGGGGAAAUAUAUUAGUGAUGUUAUGUCAAGGGUGUUUGGUAAUUACGAGUAGCAUUUUUUGGGGGUGAAUUUUGUAUUAUUUGGGGAACUUUAUGCGAUUAAAGAAAUUAAAUCAAA
Molecule: messenger RNA, 3606 nt
Organism: Nicotiana tabacum (common tobacco)
Lineage: Eukaryota; Viridiplantae; Streptophyta; Magnoliopsida; Solanales; Solanaceae
Product: tRNA wybutosine-synthesizing protein 2/3/4
Biological process (GO): tRNA methylation; wybutosine biosynthetic process
Cellular component (GO): cytoplasm
Molecular function (GO): protein binding; tRNA methyltransferase activity
Source: RefSeq, a predicted model, not a curated record